CCGCCCCUUUUUUAUACGGAGGCAAAGCAGCGCUGAACACGAGAGCGAAGGAGGGGAUCACUUACUUGGGGGCUCCAGUGUUUUGGUUUGUUAAAUACUAGGGGAACAAUCACCAGUUUGUCGCCUGUUUCUGGCUUAGCAAACGAUCCGACACCCAGUAGCAUUUUUUCCCGUACGUUAGAAGGGGUUUUAAAGCCUCUGCUUUUUCCUCUACCAAAAGGAUACCACACUAGCAGCUGUGGCCUGCUGCUACACCCUAGCUAAGCUAACGGUGGAUUAGCUCUGCUCCAGUUCUCUUGGAGUCGCCACCUCGAAGCAGAAGGAUAAUGAUACACCGUCCGAGUUAACAAAGGAGGCCCCACAAGGCAUGUGACCACUGUAAGGAAUGGGAUAUUUGAAUCACCUUUUCAUGAUGAGACCUUGUGUGGAUUAACGUCUCAACGAUGGAGUUGUACUGGUACAUAGUGGUCAUCAUAUUCAUCAUCAUCAAGAUCUUCUUCUAUGUCUGCUGGUACCGAUCAAGACAACGACAGCUGGCCGCUUACCUGAGCAAUCCCCGCAACGCGCAGAUCGUUAUUGUGGGAGGAAGGGCGUACCUCCACCAAGUGUGCGAGAGGCCGAGCCAGACCUCCAUCUGGCCCAGUUGGUACGGCGUCCAGGACGAGGUGUCCAUGGAGGAGCCCUCGGCCAACCAGCCCCCCGCCGCGGCCUUCUCUCAGCUGGACAUGCCCCCGCCCUACGAGGCUGUCUCUGGAGAAGAAGACCUGAAGCCCCCGUCCUACAGCGAGUGCGCCCGGGGCAGCGACGGCCUGCGCCCGACCUUCCACGUCCUCGACGAGGGCGCGGACGGCGUGAGCAUGAACGAGGCCCCGCCCCCUUACACACCCGGCCCCCCGGCACCAGCCAAUCAACAGGAAGCCCCCAGCAGACCGAGUCCGUAAGGCUCCAAUUGGAAGAAAAUAAAAAAACGGACCAAUGAUUUGACGCCGCGAUGCCUUCCCGAAACCCUGCCUUCUUCCUCACGUUCCGGUCAUCAGCGAUCGUCUCCAGCCUAGCUCUCGCCUCGCGUUCGGGUGAGCGAGGGCAGACGUCCAUGUGUGUGUCGUUUGUCUGUCGUUUGUGUCGAGGUGAACUGUGUGGUGUUUUUCCUUUGCUUUCUUCUACAUUUCUGUGUUGUGUGAAGGGGGUAAUCACUGAGGGCUUCAGUGAGUGCCCUCGUAACCCGCUGUCGUGUCGGGUGGGUUCCAAGGGGUUUCCAAGGGGGUGUACCCUUGGAAACGACAAAGCCACAAGAGAGACCCUUUUAGGUUUGUUGUUACAUCAUCAAAGUUCCCCUCCCCCCUCCUCCCUUACCCAAGCCGAAUUCCUCAUGACAACCGUCACAAAAUAAAACUAAGAGGAAGUCGUAGUCGUUGCCGGGGAAACCGGUAUUACGUCACCCCCAAACGUCAGCAGGGGGAGUCCGGAGUGACGGCCGCCAAUGAGGGUCUUUAGUGCCCGGGUCUUGGUCGAUUGCUUCUGUACACACGACCAUUAAUAAGACCCUGAUUAUCUUAACGGCUUCGGGGCGUAACCCAGCGUGAGUUGAGUUGGGGAAGUCACCUCUGGACGGACAUUUGUCGGCUGUCGACCUAAUUACGGUUUCAUUGGAAUGGAACAGAAUUAUGGUUCUUCUGAAUUAGGGCCUCAUGGUUUCAAUUUAAGAGCCUAUUUAAGGUCAAUGGAAGUGAAUAUGGUUGUUCUGAAUUAGCGUCUCAGCAUGGGGAUUUUGUAAUGGGUUAGGAUAUAUAUCUAUAUGUGUAUAUAUCUCAAAUACAGGGGCUAAAUUGAGUUUUGGAUCCAUCUAACGCAGUAUGUUUAUUUGAGGUGAACACGGUGUGGUUAUUUUUGAUCAUUGAACACGAUUGAGAAUAGGGUUGUUUUUCUUUCUUAUGAUUUAGGAUGAUGUGCAAUGAAGACUAACCAAAACAAAAGCUCUGUCCACAGAAAUCCCAUAGUCCUACACGCAACGUAACUAUGCUGUCACAAACUGGUGCAUACAGCCCUCUUUCUGUCCAUAUCUUUUAAAUGAAAAUUUGUUUUUUUUGGUUUGAGAAUGAGGUGGUGUCAUGUUUUUGUAUGACUUUCAGUUAAUCGUACGCGUAAACGGUGUCCCAAGUAAUCCCUUUUAAAAAGAAUGAGAAUGACUCUCUCUGUUCAUGUUUCUUGUAAAAACAAAAAAAUGCUGAAUUCAAAAUGUAAUAGCUAAUAGAGAUUGAUGACAAGAUAAAAAUGCCUUUCUGGCUUCCAGAUAAUCAUCCAUAGAGUUGUGAUGACAAAUCGUUACGUCUUUCGCGCACAUGCUGCAAACUUGUCAAACCGCACUUGCAUUUUAGAUCGGGUCAUGAAUAAUGUGUCACGCAUUUCUUGACAUUUUCUUAUUCGUCCAUAGUUUUCCAGCUGCAGUCUGGCCGGUGACCUAUAGAGGGAGCCACAACUUUGCGUCUUGGUAAUGUAGCUUUGAACUCAUUGAGCUAGCUUUGAACGACCAAUGAAUACGUUCAUGUAGGCCCUUUUGACUUCAUUUUCAUUCCCUUGGAUGUCUAUUCUUGUGAUUUAAAUCAGUCCUUUUUUUAUAUAGCUUGUUUGGGAUUCAUUAUUUGGGGACAGUGAUCCUGUAUUAAAAAACAUAUGCAAAUGCUA
This is a messenger RNA of Gadus morhua (Atlantic cod), 2682 nucleotides long. RefSeq lists its product as uncharacterized. The transcript is spliced from 5 exons. NCBI's taxonomy places the organism in Eukaryota, Metazoa, Chordata, Actinopteri, Gadiformes, Gadidae. The record is from RefSeq and is a predicted model, not a curated record. Bases 444 to 941 code for a protein of 165 amino acids.